AUGGGUUCUCAACAAAGUGUUACUACUGUUUCAGUUUUAGGAACAGGUGAGCAGGAUAGUCCAUUUGCGAUCAGGAGACAUCCAGAUCAUCCAGAUGGCCCGGCCGAAAAUCCGCCAGAUAUGCAAGAAAUGCAGGCUUUCACGCUUAAAUUCUUCAAGAAUUAUGCAAAUAAGCCUUACCUUGGUCAUAGAUAUAAAAUUGAUCAGGAAAAGUGGAGCGAUGAUUAUAAAUUUAUUACAUACGCCGAAGGAGAAGAGAUCGCUUUGAAUAUCGGCUCAGGCUUGCAGGAACUUGGAAUUACUCUCGGAAAAACACUAGGUAUUUACUCUACAAACUGCCCAGAGUGGGUUAAUACAAUUGACGCUUCCUCUUUGUAUGGAUUCGUCAUUGUUUCAUUGUACGACUCCCUCGGACCUAAUGCUCUUAACUAUCUCCUCGAGCAUUCCCAAAUGGAAGCCUGUAUCGUUUCCCAAGCAAAUCUUGACAAAUUAAUGAAGAUUGUUUCCGUAAACAAGUAUUUCCUACGUCUGAUCAUUGUUAUCGGCACAGUUCCUGAAGGAAAAUACAAUACUGACAUCAAACUCGUCACUUAUGAUGAAGUUUUUGAACUCGGCAAGAAGAAUCGUCAUGAUUUCCCCAAGAUCGAUCCAGAAGCCCCACACUUCAUCUGUUACUCCUCAGGAACUACAGGAAAUCCAAAAGGAGUCAUCAUUUCUCAUCGCGCUAGCGUUUCUAACAUUCUUGCUGCAGCAAACUACAUCGACCUUGGUAAGGAUCCAAGGCAUUUAUCCUACCUACCUCUUGCCCACGUCUUUGAGAGAUCUGCUUCAUCAGUUACUGCAUAUUACGGUGGCCAGAUCGGAUUCAUCAGCCAAGGCAUUACCAAGCUCAUUGAAGACAUGAAGAUCCUCAAGCCAACCUAUCUUUGCGCAGUUCCGCGUGUAAUGUACAGAUUCAACGAAGCAAUCACCGGAAAGCUUAAGAAAUCAGCCCUAACGAGGGCCUUCUUCUGGGGAUGCUGGUACGCCAAGAAAUUCUGCAUCGACCAUUAUUUACCAACUUUUCCACUCGAUAUCAUCGCAUUUAACAGAAUUAACGCUAUGAUGGGCGGAUGCAUCAAGCAGUUCGUUGUCGGUGGUGCUGCAAUGGAUCCUAACAUCCAGGAGUUCCUACAAGUCGCAACAGGUCUUCCUGUUCGAGUCGGAUACGGAUUAACCGAAGCUGGCUCAGGAAACAUCUGCUCUCCACCGGAUAUCCAUCAUAUAAAGAAGGGCUCAAUCGGUGGCCCACUACAGAACGUAGAAGUCAAGUUAGAAGAAAUCGAAGAUUACGAUGACCCUCUUUGCGGCCAAAUCUUGAUUGGCGGACAGUGCUUGUCCAGUGGAUACUUACACGAUGAAGAAUCUACCAAGAAAUUGUUCACAGAUGAAACUCAUAAAUGGAUUAAGACAGGAGACGUCGGAAAAUGGGAUAGAGAUGGUUAUCUCAUGAUCGUCGACAGAAUGGGAUCAAUUUUCAAGCUUUCUCAAGGUGAAUACGUCGCUGCUGAAUCUCUUUCUCAAGUUUACGAUAGUGUACCUAUUGUUUUACAGUCUUUCAUUUACGGUGAUUCAUCAAGAACAUUCUUGGUCGCAAUCAUCGUUCCAAGAAAGGCAGAAGUCCUCAAAUUCUUCAAUAAGACCGAAAUGACAGACGAUGAAUACAAACAGGCUUGUGAGUCUCCGGAACUCAAGAAGGAGAUCCUAGAAAGACUCAAGAACGCUGCAACAGAGUCGAAAUUAUUCGGUUACCAGAGAAUUAACAACAUCGCUAUCGAACCAUCGCCUUGGACAUUGGAGAAUGAGUUCAUGACUCCAACAUUCAAGUUGAAGAGGAAGAAACUCGAACUUAGAUACAUGUCAACAAUUGAGAAACUCUACCAGAGCCAGUAA
Molecule: messenger RNA, 1932 nt
Organism: Trichomonas vaginalis G3
Lineage: Eukaryota; Parabasalia; Trichomonadida; Trichomonadidae
Product: long chain fatty acid--CoA ligase family
Exons: 1
Coding region: 1-1932 (643 amino acids)
Cellular component (GO): membrane; endoplasmic reticulum
Molecular function (GO): long-chain fatty acid-CoA ligase activity
Source: RefSeq, a predicted model, not a curated record